GGGACAUGGCCAGUUUAAAUGUUGGAUGCAUAUCAUGAGUUUGAAACAGCAUUGAGCGGGUUUUCUUGUUAGGGAAGAGGGAGACAGUUUACAGUUCUGCCGUCUGACAUGCGUCUCCACGUUGUUAUCGCCGCUGUCUUUUGGUGUGGUUUCGUCGACUCGCGGAAAAUUAGAGGGAUAUCUUCGUCCUACAAGCGGUUCUACAGGGAGAGGAAGUCCUUCCUGUGCAUCGAUGGGUCGAAGAUCAUCCCCUUUGAGCAGGUGAACGAUGACUACUGUGACUGUGAAGACGGCUCUGAUGAACCAGGCACCUCAGCCUGUCCUCGUGGCCGAUUCUACUGCACCAAUCUGGGCUUCCGCCCACACUACAUCCCAUCAUCGCGAGUCAAUGAUGGCAUCUGUGAUUGCUGCGAUGCUUCAGAUGAAUACAACAGCCACGCUCGCUGCCAGAACACUUGCUGGAAUCUGGGACAGAGAGAGAGAGAAUACGUGGAGGGCCAGAUGAGGACCUUGGAUGAGGGUUUGCAACUCAAGCAGCAACUGAUUGAGGAGGGAGUGCUCCUCUGGAGGGAGAAACAGGCGCAGCUCAGAGAGCUUCAGCAGGUAGCCGAGGACCUACAGAUCAAAUUAGAGGAACACAGAAGGAAGAAACAUGAGGCCGACCGACUCAAAGAGCAAACAUUAAAGGCUCUGGAAGCAGGGGACAGCAGUCUCAAACGUCAGAACAGCUCAGUCAGCAGCACUUUCAAGUUACUGGACAGCAAUAAAGAUGGCAGUAUAACAGUGGAUGAAGUCCAGGCCAAAGUGGCACUCAUCCACGAUGAAGAGCGGGUUCUCUCGGACGAUGAAGCAAUGGCUUUGUUGGGAGGCGGCUAUCAGGUGGAUCUCACCAAGUUUCAACACACACUCUGGGACAUCCUGACAAAAGGAGACAGUGUCAAGAUCAAAGACACACAUGGAGCACCAGGCAGCCUUGUGGGUGAAGAUCCUCACUUGAAGGCAGCUGACAGAGCUGCAGAGUGGGAGGCUACCAAUCUGAAGAAGGUAGAAGAAGCCUAUGAGACAGUCAACAUGGAAAUAAGUGAUCUCCGGAAGAAGCUGGCCAUAGACUAUGGACCAGAUUGGGAGUUCCUGUUUUUGAACAGCCAGUGUUACAAGCUGAACGUAUAUGAGUACACUUAUACCCUGUGUCCGUUUAAUGAAGUCACUCAAAAGAGCACAGCAGGAACAGAGGUCUCAUUAGGGAGGUGGGGGAUGUGGGCCGGAACACCAAAGAACCAGUACAGUCAGAUGGAGUAUGAGAAUGGAGAACCCUGCUGGCAAGGAGGUUCACGCAGUACUACAGUCACACUGACAUGCGGAACGGAGACAGCCUUGCGAUCGGUGAAGGAGCCCAGCAAAUGCCAGUACAUCAUGGACUUUCAGACUCCUGUGGCCUGUCAGCCGGUGCUGAAGCAGCGGGGCAUACACAGUGAACUGUGACCCCUUCCCUUACUGGCCUAGCCUAGAUUAACUUGCCCCCCCCUUGGCUAGCCCGCGGUGACAAGCUGGGGUCCUGAGGGUCUCCUCUGACAUCUGUGUUGUCAGAACAUAUAUACUUCCAAGCAAGUCUUGCUAAGGUCAGAAUCUGGUUUUCAGUAACACUGCUCCUGGGCCACUUUAGUUUUCAUUAAUUGUCACGGUGUUGCUUUACAUUGCCAUGUGUUAAUAUUUGAAUAGAGCAUUAAUUGAAUUACUUAGUGUACACAAGUAUUCUUCACACUGUCAGUAUAUUCCUUAGACGGGUUAACACUUAAGGCCCAACAAAAUCAUUAUGUAAAUAAUGUAAUCAAUAAAGUGAAACUAGGGUGUAAUGGCAUUUCCACUAAUGUAACUGCUUUGUCAAAUGAAAGCACAAAUAAAUGGACUGUGUCCUUACUUCAUUAUACUGGCUACCUUGGUAUAGCCUUACUUAAAUUUUAAAGUUCAAGUCUAGUGAUAUUUAAAGUUUUUCUUCAGUAAAACCUUUGAAAAGAUCAAACCAGCAAUGGUUUCAUCCCUCUGUAGUAUUUCCUGUUUAGCCAAAGCCUGAGCUAGCUUAGCAUAGCGCUCUGUUGUCAUCCAAAAAUUAUUAAAAAGAUCAAUAAUCCACACUGUUGUACUGGGUGACAUUAUGAUGAACAUGAGCAGUGUAGUUUAUCUUUAGUCAGUCCACCAUGCACCAUCAGUCUGCUGUAAAAACUCACUCUAGUACCAAAUGUGUAUCAAUCCGCAGCUGAAAGUAGUCCCCAACAAAUGCACCAUUUACUCCUGUUUGAGUAACAUUGGCUAAAAACUACAGUGCCCAGCUGUUUUAGGGAAUUGUUUAGCCUCUUAAAACUGUAACUUUGUAUUUGUGACCUGUUACUACAGAUUUACAUCAUCAGAUGGGCUUGGGACUGAGCACCAGCAACACAACAGGGAAGUCAAAAGGUAUUGAGAGCCAAAGUAACACAUUGUUGUCUUUUCAAGAUUUUAAGAUGUUUUCUUGUCAGGAAAAAUACAAAAGACUGGGAGUUUUAUCCUUUAAAUACCUCUUUCACUGCACUAUAUUUCAGUAUUGAGCAACAUUACAGUGUAGAUUGCUGAAUAAAGACAGUGGCAUUGCUAUCAUUGUAACUGCUGUAUCAAAUAACUGCUUAUUCAUAAGCACAAAUAAAAAUUCUUCAUACUUUA
Messenger RNA from Epinephelus moara (kelp grouper), 2694 nucleotides. Its product is annotated as glucosidase 2 subunit beta-like. Gene Ontology annotation, biological process: liver development; N-glycan processing. Bases 109 to 1482 code for a protein of 457 amino acids. The record is from RefSeq and is a predicted model, not a curated record. The transcript is spliced from 15 exons. Gene Ontology annotation, cellular component: glucosidase II complex. NCBI's taxonomy places the organism in Eukaryota, Metazoa, Chordata, Actinopteri, Perciformes, Serranidae. Gene Ontology annotation, molecular function: calcium ion binding; protein binding.